Monoraphidium neglectum is the source of this 600-nucleotide messenger RNA. RefSeq lists its product as hypothetical. The record is from RefSeq and is a predicted model, not a curated record. Lineage: Eukaryota; Viridiplantae; Chlorophyta; Chlorophyceae; Sphaeropleales; Selenastraceae. The coding region runs from base 1 to 600 and encodes 199 amino acids. The transcript is spliced from 2 exons. Gene Ontology annotation, biological process: riboflavin biosynthetic process. Gene Ontology annotation, molecular function: FMN adenylyltransferase activity.
AUGGUGGCACUGGGGAAGUUUGACGCACUGCACCGCGGCCACCUGGCGCUGGCCGCUGCAGCGGCGGCGCUGGGCGGUUCCCCGCUGCUGCUGUCGUUCAGCGGCAUGGCGGAGGUCCUAGGCUGGCCGCAGCGGCUGCCGCUGGUUGCGCCCUGCGACAGGUCGCGCGUGCUGGCGCUGUGGGCUCGCGAGCUAGCCGCCCAGCAGCAGCAGCAGCAGCAGCAGCAGCAGCAGCAGCAGCAGCAGCAGCAGCAGCAGCAGCAGCAGCACACGCCAGUGCGGCAGCGCUACAUCCCGUUCUCUGCUGUUCGCAGCCUGAGCCCCGAGGCGUUUGUGGCACUGCUGGCGGAGGACCUGGGGGCGGCCGGGGUGGUGGCCGGUGUCAACUACCGCUUUGGCUACAAGGCGGCUGGUGAUGCAGCGGCACUGCAGCGGCUGGCGGCGCAGGCCGGGAUGGCGUGCACUGCGGUGCCGCUUGUGGCCUGGCCGCACGGCGGCGGGGGGGAGUGGGCCAGCGGUGGCGAAUCGUGUGACAGUGAUGGCCUGGAGGGGCCGACGACGGUGUCGUCGUCGCGGGUGAGGGCCCGCACUGCUGUCUGA